CCUCAGCCACAACCCCUCCCCCGAUGACCUCAGCGCCGUGCCCAACAUCACCAAGGUGAGCGCAAGCAUCCCAGUCUGCACGGCUGAAACACAACAACAUAUCCAGUGCCCUCGUCGUUGCAGAUGGACAAGGCCUCGAUCAUCAAGGACGCGAUAGAGUACAUCCAACAUUUACAGGCAGGGGAGCGGCAUAUGGAGGUCGAGGUUUCCGUGCUCGAGUCCGCCGCCGGUGCUAAGGAUAACUAUGGCGACGGCCUAUCCGUGGAGCAGGUCUCCUCAGCACAGAGGAAGAAGGUGAAGCGCGCCGUAUCUAUUACGUCCAUGAACGAUGCCUUGCUCGCCGCGGCAGUAGUAGUGACGUCGCUGCCCGUGGAGGUCCUGGAGCUUCGCGUGCCAGAGGUGAGCGAGAAGCUGCUGGUGGUGAGCAUGACGUGCAGCAAGAAGCGUGGCGCCAUGACCAAGGUAUGCAGCGCGCUCGAGGAGCUCUGUCCCAUGGUAAUCAUCGCCAAUAUCACCUCCAUCUCCGACUGCAGCAUGCACACCCUCUUCGUCAAGGCGCUCUCCGAUGUUGCUGGCGACGACACACGUGACCUCCACAGGCAUGUUCGACGUGCUCUCUGGUGUUGCUGGCAUGGUCACCAUGGUCGCCGCAAGCCGCGGAGGCGCAUAGCAAGUGUUCGAUGAAAUGUAUGAGCCAAAUACAAUUUUACUCCACUAAGUAUAGGGGAUCGGCUAGCUAGAAACGACCAAAACUUAGAGGAGUAAAAGUUUACUCCACUAACUUUACUCAGCCGUUUACUUCUCUAUAUUUUAGGGGAUUAGCUAGAGAUGCUCUUACAACUAGAGUGUUCUUCUUUUCUCUAUCAUGUGUCAAUUCUCACAGAGGGGAAUAUCAUAUGGAAACCAACAGUGGAAAACGGUGAAAACCCCGUGAAAAUGAAGUUUUUAAGUUUCAAAAAAACAUGGGAUGUUAAAAGGGUGAUAUUCUAUAGCUAUGCAAAAUUUCAAGUUCAAACGCAUUGCAGGAUGUGAGCUAUGAAAAAAAACCCAGUAUUGGAUAGUGCCAAAUAGUAAUGUCACUAUUCAUAACUGAAUUUAUGUCUUUUCAUGGCUCGCAUUCCGUAAUGUGUUUUAACUUUAAAUUCCAGACAACAGCAAAAACAGCACAAAAUUCUGAAACUAAAGCCAUGUAGGAGUAGCAUUCAGGCUGCGACUUACAAUCAAGCAAACUCCACUUGUGAGCACACAAGCUAGAUUGGAUUCCAGUCAACCAACCAACUCAACUACCAGCUGCCUGCUUACAAAGUGACAAAUGUAUAUAAUAUCAACAUCCAACAUCUACUACUUUUCUGAGAAUCAUGUCGUCAACUCAUCUGCCUUUGCCUUUUCAGAGCUACUAAUACGUUUCUUCACCAAAUUAGAUACUGUCAAUGCCAAGCAUUAGGAUUCACCUGGACCCUUUCUGUGGUAGCCUCGGAGCGAUCUGCAGUUUGGCGGUAAUCAAAAGCUUCAAGGACAACUGAUAUUCAGUGGCAUGCGUCUUUCAGAGACAACCUUGGACUAUUAUUUGCCCCUAAUCAGCUAGGAUAUACGAAUGAGCAGAUUUUGGUCCAAGGUUGAUAUUCAGUGGCAUGCGUCUUUCAAAGUCAAAAUUAGCACUUAAUUCAACUCUGAAUCUCCAUAGCUGGCGAAGAUCUCAAGGCUAAUUUUGUGCAUGCAUAUCUCUAGCAGUGAUCUUUCUGCGACCAUUGGACCAGCUUUUGCAUGGAUAUUCAUAUUAACUAGAAGAAUUGGGCGUGCUUUACUGCGCCGUU
Molecule: messenger RNA, 1814 nt
Organism: Aegilops tauschii subsp. strangulata
Lineage: Eukaryota; Viridiplantae; Streptophyta; Magnoliopsida; Poales; Poaceae
Source: RefSeq, a predicted model, not a curated record